UGCCGGCAACGCCAGCAACGCCGGCGGCGCUAACGCGGCGCUGCGGGUGGCGCCGCCGACGCCCGCGUCACUGGCGUCACGUCAACGGUCACGUGACCCUCCUUGCCGCGUCCCAAGAGGAGGGCGGCGCAGGCGGCAGCGCAGGCGGCGCAAGUAGCGCAGCGCGCGGGGACUCCCUCCGUCUUUCUGGUGGCCGCCGACCGACUCGGAUCCUCAGUCCUCCGCCGCCGUGCCUUAGGAGCAGCGCGUGUGUUCCGACCGCCAAAACUGCAGCCCUCAUGCAAGCCAAGCUCCAGCGAGCGGCCCUGGCCGCCGUGCUCUUGACCGUCGUCUACCUGCCGACGGCGCUGGGUGCGAUCGAGUGCUACGUGUGCAAUUCCAAGGACACUCCGGAAUGCGUGGACAAGCCCGACGCCAGCCACCUGAAGAACUGCAGCGAGAUGGAGAAGGGCUCCAUGUACACGGCCUGCCGCAAAAUGGAUAUCAACGUCGACUUCCCCGUCAAUGGACUGCCCGAGCAGAAGCGGGUGGUGCGCCAGUGCGCCGUCGUGGGCGAGCCCGACCGGCCCUGCUACUACAAGGCGGGCUUCGGCGGCCGCGUGAACGUGUGCCACUGCUUCGACAACAAGUGCAACGGCGCGGGCCUGCCGGGGCUCGCGGGCGCCGCUGUCCUGGCGCUGCCUCUGCUCAUCUUCCUGCAGCGCGGGCACCUCUAGGCCCGCAAACCCCGCCGCCAACACACACCCCGCAGCUGCUUCCAACGCCGGCCUGCCGCCACAGCCCAGUGCGCGUCGAGCCACGGGGAAUCCGGGGGACGUGCUUCCCCAGCCUGGCGCCACUCUGUCCCUAGAGUGACCGGUGUCUCGUACUGAGUGGGUUCGGGCUACCCGUUUGGGGAAGAGGACCUCCCAAGUUACCCCUGCGCAGAUGAGCGAGUCGGCGCCUGUAACAACGUUCUUCUAUAAUACGACUGUAGAUGGCAAGAGCAUAGUCGCGUGUACAGCGGCACCGUUUGUAGAUAAUUUGACAUAUCUAAAGCGCGCGCGCGAGCCUCCCGCGCGCCCCACCCGAGAGACUAGGGAGAGGGAGAGACGGCUCCAGUAUUAGACCGUACAUACACAUAUACAGUUCCGUUGCUCAGUGAAGUUGAUCUCGUUGCCCUACGUACCAGACUUCGGAGAAGAAAAAAAAAUGUUAUAUAAAAGAAGCGUUUUUUUCUUUGUGUUA
This is a messenger RNA of Ixodes scapularis (black-legged tick), 1227 nucleotides long. RefSeq lists its product as uncharacterized. The coding region runs from base 279 to 716 and encodes 145 amino acids. Lineage: Eukaryota; Metazoa; Arthropoda; Arachnida; Ixodida; Ixodidae. Gene Ontology annotation, biological process: regulation of synaptic transmission, cholinergic; positive regulation of voltage-gated potassium channel activity; sleep. The transcript is spliced from 3 exons. The record is from RefSeq and is a predicted model, not a curated record.